Toxorhynchites rutilus septentrionalis is the source of this 2932-nucleotide messenger RNA. RefSeq names its product serine protease snake-like. Gene Ontology annotation, biological process: proteolysis. The record is from RefSeq and is a predicted model, not a curated record. The coding region runs from base 256 to 1323 and encodes 355 amino acids. The transcript has 4 exons. NCBI's taxonomy places the organism in Eukaryota, Metazoa, Arthropoda, Insecta, Diptera, Culicidae. Gene Ontology annotation, molecular function: serine-type endopeptidase activity.
GGAGAGCAGACAUACGACCACAAAGAGUUAAUUCAUUUAAACCGGCGUCUCCGGCGUGGUCUCCGAAAAAAGAUCCUUCAACUACGACCAUACCAGCUCAUUCUUUCAAUUCGUAAACUUGCCGAAAAUGAUUUGAAAGAUUAAUAAGCUUGACCUAUAAAGGAACGUUUGCCGAUCGAUUAAAACAACUGGUUUCUUCGAUGGCAUCGUUUAAACAACAGUGUGUGUUAAGUUGGAAACCAGUCGUCAAUUGCGAUGCGCGUUAUCAAUAUUCUCUGGUGUAUAAUCGCUUCGGAGAUCACAGUCGCGCUCGAAGAAGGUGAUCGCUGCACGAUCAACAAACAAAAUGGGACCUGUCUGUCGCUCUCCGAUUGUACCGAAUUUCGAAAACUACUAAAACUAGGCAUUAGACCAACCACCUGCGCUUAUAGGAUAAAUCAGGUGCCAGUUAUUUGUUGCCCAGUGCUGGAGCAAAAACGGAAAUCAUCUUUGCGAAAAAGCGAACAGUACUGCGAACAAUAUCGCAAGCUCGCUUCGAAGGAGAUCUCCUUUGGGGCACUCGCGCUGAAUCAGGGAACGGAGCGGCGUACGUUCGUUCCACAAUGUGACGAAUCGAUCGGAUUCGUUGUAGGCGGCCAAGCGAGCAAACCGGAAGAAUUUCCGCACAUGGCGGUUCUGGGCAUACGCGAGGAAGACGGAACGAUUCGAUUCAAAUGUGGCGGAUCGCUCAUAAGCGAUCGAUUUGUUUUGACUGCCGGACAUUGUGUAACAAUGCGGUCGGAGACUCCCAAUCUGGUACGGUUGGGCGAUUACAAUCUCUACAGUACGGCAGAUGGAACGACCGGUGUUGAUUUCGAGAUCGAACAGAUCGUGUGGCAUCCACAGUUCAAACCGUCCCGGAGUAGAUACAAUGACAUUGCGCUGAUCCAGCUGAGUCGAGCGGUCGAUUUUGGAUCUGCGAUUCGUCCAGCUUGCUUGUGGUCUUCCAGUGAACUGAAUGUGACCAAGGCGGUCGCUAUCGGAUACGGUGCGACGGGCUGGUACGGGUUCGGACGUGCUUAUGAAAGUUGGGUUGGACAUGCUACCGAACGAAAGAUGUUUCGAAAUGUACCUGGGUGCCAGGAAACUGAACCGUUCCAUAGUCCAAUCGCAGCUGUGUGCUCACUCGCCGGAAGGCGGGAAGGAUACGUGUCAGGGAGACUCGGGAGGACCCCUCCAAAUCACACUGCCAGGGCACAGAUGCUUGUACUACUUGAUUGGAGUAACAUCGUUCGGAUGGGGAUGCGGAAGCGCUGGUACUGCCGGAGUGUACACGCGGGUUGACUUCUAUCUGGACUGGAUCGAGUCGUUGGUGUGGCCUUGACAUUGUCAUGUAGUAAAAAUUGCUAUCUGUGUUCUAUUACUUUUGAUUAUGCUUUAAUACAGUCUAGUUUGGCAACUUGUCACAUAGAUGGAUAACGAACGCGAAUUUGGAUCCCAGUAAAUAUUCAUGGUCGCUCUAUGAAAUGAUGUUUCGUGCGACGUAUAAAUAUUUAAACUUGUAACUCAGUUAAGGUGUGGCGUUUCACUUUAAAUAGAUUAUCAACUUAAUAUCUUGAAUGAAUAAUGUUCCAAUCAUAUGUUACGAUCAGAUUUAGGAUUGAGCGAUCUUUAGAAAAAGAUCGUUCUUGACGGAUCGAUUUUCUAAACGGUGUAGCUGAUUAAAACGGUACCUGAGAAUCGAUCUUUGGAAAAUUUAAUGCCAUUUUUCCAAUUUGUUUACUUAUCCUAUAUGACUAGUGUCUUUUCAUGAAACUAUGAAUAAACAAUUCACAUUGCUAUUCAAACAUGAAACGCAUUUGACGUAUUUUAAUUUUCAGCAUGAAAGACACAAACAAAACUUGAAUGUCUGGAAAAUUGUAUUUUCCAGGGCAUUCAUCUUGUACCGUCAUGGAAUUAUUCAACUGAAUAAAUUAAAUGAAAAUUAUUAUUAGAAAUUCAACAAUUGAUAUAUUCAUCCAGAACUCCGCUGACAAUAAUCCGAUAAAAUUCCGUGCCAUAGUCUAAUAUUUAGUAAAAAAUUUGACAGUAGUCCCAGAAUGCUUAAGCUGGGCCUGAUGUCACCUUCCAGUUUCGUCACAAUUUUCACUGUCAGCCUAGUCAAUCACUUUGUAAUCACUUGUUUUGUAAUGACUAUACCUACAAAACCGCUUCUCCUAAAUUUUCGACCAUUGAUUUGCCCACCUUGAAAGUGCCAAGUGCCGGUGUUUACUACUGCCCAGGAGCAGGAGUUUGUGAUUCACCUGCUUGAUCUCAAGAACCGUUUUUAUGAGCUCCGAUAUUCGUCGUCUGACUUUCAAAUCGACAAAAAAAACUACAAACACCCUUUCAAUACAAAAAAAAUGAUUGCUGGCUGAGAUUUUUAAAUCAGAAACCGAACCUUUUAUUCCGCAAACCUACAUCAGCAGCGAGAGCUACGGGGGAAACUAUUCCUCCCUCAUCCCUUUUCAAGUGUCCACAUAGGAUAUGUAUAAUGUCCUAGUACUUUGAAAUUUUUCAAGUUUUUUCUCAAGAUGUCGAUUUUACCCUGACAGGGUGUCAAUUUCACCCGCACUCACAUUUGUUUCAUCUAAAAGCACACAUUGUUGUAUUCUAUCAAAACUCGAGUUCUACUCAAAAAAUGAUUUGUGGAAUGGUUUAUGAAGAGUUUAAGUAAUUUAUUUAUUUACUUCGUCUCGAAUUCUAAAAAAAGAUGAUGGGUCUGAGCCUAGGGGCACGGACGGGAUCUUGACAUAGGAAUGUGAUUGUGUGUUGCGUUUGAAUUGAGUUUUAUCAUUGUUCAAAAUCUGUAUUUUUUUCUCUUUUGAUACAUCAAAUGGAAGCACUGAAAAAAAUUGUUUCCUGUAUGAACUUCAAAGACAAAGAGUCAUCAUGUAUCAUUUUUAAACACAAG